CGGAGGGGAAGAAUUCCAAAAGAUAACACUAUUGCUGUCGUAGGAAAACGAAAGAUGGUCUCCCAAAAUCUAUAAAUAACGCUAUGGGAUCUGAAGAUUAAUUCCAAGUCUCGAUUCCUAUUUCCUGACUAAACUUAGAAACAUAACUAUCUACUGUCACACUUCUUACCGGAAAAAAUGACGCUUAAGGUCCACGGCAUCAUGUUAUCACCGGCUGUGUUGAAAGUCAUUGCCUGCCUCAAAGAGAAGGAGCUCGAUUACGAGUUUGUUUCUACUGAUUUUAAGGCUGGAGAACUCAAAAAAGAACCUUUUCUUCGCCUUAAUCCCUUCGGUAAAGUACCAGCCUUUGAGGAUGGAGAUUUGACUCUCUUCGAAUCAAGAGCUAUUACCCAAUAUAUUGCACAUACAUAUGUCGACUGUGGGAGCCAAUUGGUCCCCAAAGAUCAUAAAGCGAUGGCGAUCAUGUCGGUGUGGAUGGAGGUUGAGGCUCACCAAUUUGAUAGUGUGGCUACCAAGUUGAACUAUGAGUUUGUCAUAAAGCCCAUGCUCGGCACGGCGACCGACGAUGCCGUGGCGGCGCAACAUGAGGAGGCGCUCUCCAAGGUUCUUGACGUGUACGAGGAGCGACUUAAGGUUUCAAAAUACUUGGGCGGGGACUGUUUCACAUUGGUUGAUCUUCAUCACACACCUCUCAUAAAUUACCUUGUGGGUACUAAAGCCAAAUCUCUAUUCGAAGCACGUCAACAUGUUGCUGCCUGGGUUGCUAAAAUCUUGGAUAGGCCUGCUUGGUUGAAGGUUCAGGAGUUGAUCAAGCAGAACACCAUCCCCGCUUCUUAAUUCGACUAUAUAAGUCCAUGCUCCAUGCCCCCAUUAUUAAUAUAUUGUGAGUUUGAGAUCUUCAUGGUUUGUAUUAUUGUGUUUUGGAUGUUCCAUCUUUUUCAUCAUUGUUUGUGUUGUACACUACUUUUGAUGGCGUUCUGUUUCACUUAUCUGGCACCUUGCUAUAUUCAAUAAUGUUGUGGAAAUUUUUACUUAUAAAAUUAUCCAAUACUGUGUUAUUUUGUACUUUGAUCUAUGAUGGAUUUAUUUGCUCUUCUCU
Messenger RNA from Cuscuta epithymum, 1099 nucleotides. NCBI's taxonomy places the organism in Eukaryota, Viridiplantae, Streptophyta, Magnoliopsida, Solanales, Convolvulaceae. The record is from the annotation of a GenBank genome assembly.